Molecule: messenger RNA, 3075 nt
Organism: Penicillium salamii
Lineage: Eukaryota; Fungi; Ascomycota; Eurotiomycetes; Eurotiales; Aspergillaceae
Source: the annotation of a GenBank genome assembly
AUGAAAUUUGCCAAGUACGUUAUCCCUGCCAAAUGUGACAUACCGGUGGCUGACGCGAUUCGCAGAGAGCUAGAGCAGGAGCUCGUGCCUGAGUGGCGGGCAAAGUAUCUGGACUACAAGACCGGGAAGAAGAAAGUCAAAGCCAUCACGCGCGCCCUACAGAAGUCCCAUCGCAGUCCCCGGAUCCCAUCCUAUCGCCAGCCCACUCCGCAAAGUCGAGGCGCUGCUCAGUAUAGCCUGACACCGUCCAACACAGACAAGCAACUAGAUGCGACAGAGGGGAAUGCCCCUGCCACGCCGCAAAGGGGCGCAGAUACCCCGGUUCCGCGAUCCACGCCGCAAAGAACUGAACGUCAACCCCUCCGAACGCCCGGGUCGCGAUUCUCGGAAAAUGUUGGGAGCUAUGGGAGCAUCCUAGCGACACCUCCCCAGCAACACCGCCGGGGAGAGUCCGAUGCGGCAUCCUUCGAAUUGCCAGAUCCAGCGCUGGACCCGGACGAGGACUACCUGCCCCCCGAUGAAUACGCCGACCGACCAAGGACUGUCCGGACACCGUCACCGGUGAUGGAUCGUCGUGUUGCGGGGGGCAUGACUUCUUCGCCUUCGCAGCCACUGGAGUCGUCGGCUGGGCAGCGACCCCAACUUGAGCAACGGCCAAGCUACCAAAGUCCAAUGAGCGGGUUGACAAAGGUCCCCUCGAGUAAUCGGGGAUCGCAGUUACUACGGCGCGUCUUCACUGCAGAGGGGGAUCCUGGUGCCAAGCGAUCGCAAGAGGCUGGCGCAGGUGCAGAAAUCGAGAAACGACAUGACGAGUUCUUUGAGUUUUUGGACACCGAGUUGGAGAAAAUAGAUACGUUCUAUUCGACCAAAGAGCAGGAGGCUACGGAGAAACUCCGUGUCCUUCGCCAGCAGCUACAUGUCAUGCGAGACCAGCGCAUCCAGGAGGUCCUCGCCUCGAAGAGAGCAGACAAACACGACAACGCAGAUGGAAACCAGCGACCAAAUGGGUUCGCUAAACUGAACAGUAAUCUGAAAGAUACAAUUGUUGGCAAGAAUCGCUUCGGUAAGAAUUCGGAGGCACUCGCCCAGAUGGCAACCCCAGGGAUGCACCCACAGGAUCGGGAAUUCAUUGUCAACCGGAGGGACUUCAUGCGCCGACAGGAACCCCCGAGUCAGGAAGUGUCCUACCGCUCUGCCAAGCGCAAGCUCAAGCAUGCGCUGCAAGAGUUUUAUCGCGGCGUCGAAUUGCUGAAGGGAUAUGCCUAUCUGAAUCGCACCGCAUUCCGGAAAAUCAACAAGAAAUACGACAAAGCGGUCAAUGCGCGCCCGCCACUGCGUUACAUGUCGGACAAAGUGAACAAGGCGUCAUUUGUGCAGAGUGAAGUGACUGAAAGUCUCAUGAUUGCAGUCGAAGAUCUGUAUGCUCGGUACUUCGAGCGCGGAAACCGUAAAAUCGCCGUUUCGAAGCUUCGUCACACAAUCAAAAAGUCCGGCGAUUUCUCGCCUAACACCUUCCGUUCUGGUCUCUUAUUGAUGGGUGGUGUUUUGUUCUCUAUCAAAGCCCUUGUUGACGCAAAGCAAAAUCUCCGCUCAGGAACAGUUGCCGAACAAAUUCAAACCAGCUAUCUCCUGCAGAUAUACGGCGGAUACUUCCUCAUAGUGUUUCACGUCUUGUUAUUCUGCCUGGAUUGUAUGAUCUGGACGAAGUCCAAGAUCAACCAUGCGUUUGUUUUUGAAUACGAUGCCAGACACACUCUGGAGUGGCGUCAGCUGCUUGAGAUUCCCUCUUUCUUCCUUUUCCUCAUGGGUCUUUUCAUGUGGCUCAAUUUCUCAUGGUACAAUCACAUGUAUAUCUAUUGGCCUGUUGUUCUCAUUGGCUUGACGGUUGUCAUAAUCUUCCUGCCGGCCCGAGUAUUACACCACAGGAGUCGCAAAUGGUUUGCUUUCUCGAAUUGGCGCCUCUUGCUUGCGGGAAUUUACCCCGUCGAGUUUCGUGACUUCUUCCUUGGCGACAUGUACUGCUCCCAGACAUAUGCCAUGGGCAAUAUCGAGCUCUUUUUCUGUCUAUACGCCUCGCACUGGGGCUAUCCCCCCAAGUGCAACUCCUCUCAUUCUCGCCUCCUAGGUUUCUUUCAGUGCCUACCCUCUGUGUGGCGUGCCUUCCAGUGUAUUCGCCGAUACCUGGAUACGCGCAACGCAUUUCCUCACCUCCUCAACUUAGGCAAGUACUUAUUCGGUGUGCUCUACUAUGCCACGCUCAGCAUGUAUCGCAUCGAGCUCUACACUCGCUUCCAGGCCGCUUUCAUCACCUUCGCCCUUUUGAACGCCGUUUACACCUCCGUCUGGGAUCUCAUCAUGGACUGGAGUUUAGGCAACCCUUAUGCCAAAACACCCAUGCUCCGUGAAGUCCUUGCCUUCCGUCGUGUGUGGGUCUACUACGCGGCCAUGGUUCUUGAUGUGGUUGUCCGCUUUAAUUGGAUCUUCUACGCCAUUUUUAUCACCAACAUCCAGCAGUCUGCUCUGCUCAGCUUCAUGAUCGGUUUAUCUGAAGUCUGUCGUCGUGGUGUCUGGUCUAUAUUCCGGGUGGAAAACGAACAUUGUACCAACGUUCUCCUGUUCCGCGCCUCUCGAGAUGUUCCCCUCCCCUAUGACAUUCCCACCGCAACUCCAGCUCUCGAUGGGUCGCCAGAAGAUGUCCAGCUUCAGGAACAACAGCAGCAGCAGCAACAGCAGCAACAGCAACAGGCCACCACGCCUUUCAUGUCUCCCGAUAUUGAACAAGGCACUCCAUCGGCGUCUAGUAUGCGGGCUCGUCAUCGUCGUCCUUCGGUGGGUAUCAGUCGAGUCGGCACGAUUGUUGCGUCGGCGCACGCCCAAGAUUUCGAGCGGAGACGUCUACCAACGUACUUGUCCUCUGCGAGUGUUGGACGGGAUAUGGCACCCGGUGCAGAGGAUAGCAGCGAUGAAGAAGACGAAGGCGAGCUGAGUACCGACGAGGACUCUACCAAUGGGCAUGGUCGUCGGUCAAGACCCGACUCAGAGCGGAGGGAUCAAAUGGGCCGCAUUGUUGAGUGA